Messenger RNA from Cyprinus carpio (common carp), 2024 nucleotides. It is a transcript of the gene sgms2b, whose product is annotated as sphingomyelin synthase 2b. The record is from RefSeq and is a predicted model, not a curated record. Gene Ontology annotation, molecular function: ceramide cholinephosphotransferase activity; sphingomyelin synthase activity. Lineage: Eukaryota; Metazoa; Chordata; Actinopteri; Cypriniformes; Cyprinidae. Gene Ontology annotation, cellular component: Golgi membrane; endoplasmic reticulum membrane. Gene Ontology annotation, biological process: sphingomyelin biosynthetic process; ceramide biosynthetic process.
CAGGGGAGAAUCAGCAUUUCACAUGAGAAUGGCACAAACCGGUCUGACGGCUGUAGGGUCAGCAGAGAUGUGAAUGAGCGAGGUGAACGUAUCUGUGUGUUACAGGUUUCAGGGUGUGUCAAACACACACGUUCACACUGAAACGCCCGUUCUGGUGAGGCGUGUACUGAACAAACACACACAUUCAUGCUAAACUGCCUGAAGGUUAGUGGCCUGAAGUUAAUAAACACACCCACCCAUAGAUGCAUGUACAUGCAUGUGUUCAUGCGUUUAUUCACACAUGCAGUUCCACGUCUAGAACUGGAAGCACAGAGAGAUUUGGCUGUUCAGUGUAGUGUAUGAGCAAUGGCAGCAUCUCAUCUUCUGGACGAACGAGAAGAUGACGGACCCAACGGUGGCUACCAUGUGAUGGUGACAAUAGAGGAUAGGCGACACCCCCAGACCACGCCCACUGGACGGCCACACCCCUCUUCGGUCAUGUCCAGUGGCGAUCAGGUUGACGACAAGCCAGACGACAGCAAGCCGACACGUUUUUCGAGGGGUUUCCGUAAAGCCUUGCGGAAAAACCAGGACUACAUCCGCAUCCCUGUCCCAAGAUCCAGCCGCUCCCGGUUGCCGUCAGAAUGGUGGAAGACGGGAAUCGCCUUCAUCUGGGCCGCAUUUAAUCUCGUCCUUACAACCGUCAUGAUCACCGUCGUCCACGAGAGAGUCCCGGAUAAGUCCGUCAGCCCGCCGUUACCGGACAAGUUCUUUGAUUAUGUGCCGCGUGUGGAGUGGGCGUUUUCCGUCACCGAGGUGAACGGGAUGAUCCUGGUGGCUCUGUGGUUCAUCCAGUGGCUCUUCCUCAAGCACAGAGCCAUCGUGGGCCGAAGGUUUUUCUUCCUGCAGGGAAUGUUGUAUAUGUACCGUAUGGUGACCAUGUAUGUCACAACUCUUCCUGUUCCCAGCAUGCACAUGCACUGCGCCCCGAAGCUCUACAGUGAUUCUCACGGCAAGAUCAAGCGUGUUUUGCAGCUGGUGUCUGGAGGAGGUUUGUCCAUCACUGGCUCUCAUCUCAUGUGCGGAGACUUCCUGUACAGCGGUCACACGGUCAUGCUGACCCUCACCUUCCUCUUCAUCCAGGAAUACUCGCCCCGCUCCCUGCUAUGGCGUUGCUAUCAUGUGAUCUGCUGGUUUCUAAGCGCGGUGGGUGUGCUCUUUAUCCUGAUGGCGCAUGAGCAUUACAGCCUGGACGUAGUGGUGGCGUAUUUCAUCACCUCACGUCUCUUCUACUGGUACCACACCAUGGCCAACCAACAGGCCUUGAGAGGAUCGCCUCACAACCACCUGAACCGGAUUUGGUGGAGCCGCGUGUUUAACUUCCUGGAGAAGAACGUUAAGACGACGGUUCCCUGCACGUUCUCGUGGCCGCUGUCGCUUCCGUCCGUGUGCUUCAAGAACCCGUGCAAGAGCUACUCAAUAGUGCAGAGCGCACGAGACGAAUGACGCCACAAAACACUACGCCUGCAAAUCGAGAUCCUGUUUACUCGAGCGCAGCUUUUUACAUGCUUCGAAGAAAAUAUUUUUGUGCGGCUCCUGAUGAACGUAAAGACGUGCUGCCAUGGGUUCGUUCCUUAUAGUAUUUUCAAAAGACAUAAUUAAAAUGUUUAUUCUUAUUUCUCAGUGAAGGAUUAUAAAAUGUGUAUUGUUCAUAACUGCAUUGUUUUUAUUUUAAUUUAUUCGUUCUUUACCUUGUGAAGCAACUGUAUUUGUUUUAUGAAUGUCUGAAAAAUAAAUACUAUUUUGUUCAGUUUUACACAAAUGUGAUUUUAUGGUUAUGUGCAUAAUGUGACAUCUAAGCUGAUAUAAAAACAACAGGAAUGACUGAAUAAGUUGUUUUUGUAACUGACAGCGGGUGUGGCUGGGUUUCCAAAGUAAUGGUAGAGGUACGUAUAGUAAAUGUGAAUUUUAAAUAACAUAAUUAAGUAUUGUACUGUUUUAUCUAAUACCCAGAUAGCACAUGUACAUCUGCAAGAGGUCUGUUA